ACCAAAAGACACACAGCCGCCUAGGCUGGGCUGCGCGUGCACACUGCGUGAGAUCCGGUUACACAAGGAGGCCUUUACUGGCUGAUCCGACUUCGACCCCACCAAAUAUACCGGACUCGACUUGCACCUCUGCUGGACGUCAGUUCACAGAACCGCACAAACCGAAAGCGAAAAUGCUGGCCACCAAUUCUUCCUCGAGUAUUCAAAAACGACGCCAACUACAUCGACGACAACAAUCACUCGAGGUUCCCAUACUGGCAACACCACUUCCUGCUAACAAUCGACGACAUCCAACAGCACACCAAGGACACCGAAGAGGCCUCUCUCUCGACCAGAGUCUGAGCGCCGUCUCAUCAUCGAACGGAUUUCGACCACCACCACCGCAGGACCCAACGGAUUUCACACCACCUGGACCCCCGUCAGUAAGGAUACUAUUGGACACGACCGACUUACCCAACCAGCAACUUCAGCAAUACGUGCAAGAAACGCAGCAGCAACCAGCCCAGCCGGGCUAUUACCCAGCGAACGACUUCCAGUCGCACCUUCAACAGCAGCUUAACCACAACUUCGACGCAGCGAUCGACGUCAAGCCAGUCAUCGCAUCGCCUCGACCACAAUCCGCUCACCAACAAGUCGCCUUACAAGAACUUCAGAACCACAUGGCUUGGUACUCUGCAGUUUACGGAUUGUCUCCUAACGCAAACUCGUCUACAACACCCUUCUUCGAAGCUAGUCAGGCGGGCGGUGCUGUGAUGCCGGGUGCUCCAGUCCCAAUGCCCGUGAUGCAAUCGAUGAGUGGCAUGCCGCAGACUCCACUCUCUUACGGUCACGCUCGCCUGUGGGAUGGUUGUGACAGAAAGUUUGGCCGUAAGGAGAACAUUCGCUCGCAUGUGCAGACCCAUCUUGGAGAUCGUCAGUUCAAGUGUGAUCUCUGCGACAAGACCUUUGUCCGCCAGCAUGACCUAAAGCGACACAUCGCUAUCCACAGCGAUGAGAGACCGCACGAGUGCAUUUGCGGAAUGGGCUUCGCUCGUCACGAUGCGCUUACUCGUCACCGUCAACGCGGUGUGUGUGUCGGCGCCCUGCCAGGCUAUGAAAAGACUGAGGAGGAGAAGCCGAAACGCGGGAGGCCGAAGACGAACCGGAGGUUCAGAUCAUCUACGCCAGCUCUAGCUCUGGCGCAAGUGACGGUCCGGUUACGCCGCAAGGCAACGAUGAGGACUUCGACGUCGCCGCUUUCGUCAACAUGAGCAAUGGAGAUGAAGACAUCGACGGGCCUACGAGCGCUUGGCGUCACACUCCACCAACCUCACCGCUCGUCAGCGGCAACACCGCCAAGACAGUGGCAUCGUUUGACGGCGGUUCCAGCCCAGCAGAUGCUGUCCCGUUCGACGACUUCACCAUCGGACCACAGCCAAACGUUGGGUUUGAUGCAUUCUCACCGCCGGGUGAGUCCAACUCCGGGUCGAGUGUUUACACCUUCUCGGAGCAUGAGCUCACCGUCAACCCGAAAGACUUCGGCAACUUCACGAGUAGCUACAAUUGGGUAG
This is a messenger RNA of Baudoinia panamericana UAMH 10762, 1550 nucleotides long. RefSeq lists its product as uncharacterized. Gene Ontology annotation, cellular component: nucleus. The transcript has 4 exons. NCBI's taxonomy places the organism in Eukaryota, Fungi, Ascomycota, Dothideomycetes, Mycosphaerellales, Teratosphaeriaceae. The coding region runs from base 174 to 1250 and encodes 358 amino acids. Gene Ontology annotation, biological process: regulation of transcription by RNA polymerase II. The record is from RefSeq and is a predicted model, not a curated record. Gene Ontology annotation, molecular function: RNA polymerase II cis-regulatory region sequence-specific DNA binding; DNA-binding transcription factor activity, RNA polymerase II-specific.